This is a messenger RNA of Letharia columbiana, 501 nucleotides long. RefSeq lists its product as uncharacterized. Lineage: Eukaryota; Fungi; Ascomycota; Lecanoromycetes; Lecanorales; Parmeliaceae. Gene Ontology annotation, biological process: Mo-molybdopterin cofactor biosynthetic process. The record is from RefSeq and is a predicted model, not a curated record. Bases 1 to 501 code for a protein of 166 amino acids. The transcript has 2 exons. Gene Ontology annotation, molecular function: molybdopterin synthase activity. Gene Ontology annotation, cellular component: cytosol.
AUGUCGGACAGUCCGAACGCAGGCCACCGUCAGGAAGAGGAAUGCACAUCUGUGGCCCUGACUCACGACAUCCUCAAUCCCCUCUCUAUCAUGGCUGAGGUCAAGAGCCCCAAAGCUGGCGCAAUUGUGCUCUUCGCUGGUACUACACGGGACAACUUCGACGGCAAGCCCGUCACGCACCUAGAGUAUACUUCCUACCCGCCACGAGCUCUCCAAACUAUGCUUUCGAUUGCGCGCAGCGUGAAAGAAAAGCACUCCUUGACGGCCAUCAGCAUGAUUCAUCGGCUAGGAGUUGUUCCAAUCGGUGAGGAAAGUAUACUGAUUGCUGUGUCUGCUCCUCAUCGACAAGAUGCGUGGAGGGGAGGUGAAGAGGCGUUGGAAGAAUGUAAAGAGAAGGUUGAGGUGUGGAAGUUGGAAGAAUUUGAUGGAGAUGAGGGCGGUGUGUGGAGAGCUAAUAGGGAUGGGGCUACAGGUGUGCGCGUUGCCGACCACAAGGAGUGA